Molecule: messenger RNA, 2552 nt
Organism: Thamnophis elegans (Western terrestrial garter snake)
Lineage: Eukaryota; Metazoa; Chordata; Lepidosauria; Squamata; Natricidae
Product: carbohydrate sulfotransferase 6-like
Exons: 2
Coding region: 249-1433 (394 amino acids)
Biological process (GO): keratan sulfate proteoglycan biosynthetic process; N-acetylglucosamine metabolic process; carbohydrate metabolic process
Cellular component (GO): Golgi membrane
Molecular function (GO): N-acetylglucosamine 6-O-sulfotransferase activity
Source: RefSeq, a predicted model, not a curated record
CCGGCGCCGCAGCCUCACCCUCCUGCCGCCUCCGGGCUAGCUGCGACCUCUAAUCGCCCGCCGACAGAUACUGAGCUUUUCUCAUCAUUGUGGAUCCAUAACACGGUAAUCUGGGAUUCUCCAUCAUUUAUCCAGAACCCAAUCUGUAAUUUGUAAAACUGCUAAAGCUUAAUUCCAUCAAACCGAUGCUUUAAAAAGCGGCGAUCAUCUUCUCUCCAUCAUUCCAGUCAUAUUCAGCUUCACCCAGGAUGCUGAGGCUCCGCCUUUCCAAUGCCACAGUUGCAGUUAUCUUGGCAAUUCAGACAGGAUUCCUAGUCUUUCUAUAUACUCAACAAGGUGGCUUCAUUCCUCAGUCUAUGGAAAAACCCGCCCAGGUGCACAUCCUCAUCCUUUCCUCUUGGAGGUCAGGCUCUUCCUUUGUGGGGCAACUCUUCAGUCAGCAUCCCAAUGUCUUCUAUCUAAUGGAACCAGCCUGGCAUGUAUGGGCAACCAUGUACCAAAACAGCGCCACGGUCUUGCACAUGGCAGUGCGGGAUCUCAUCCGGUCUGUCUUCAAGUGUGACAUGUCAGUGUUUGACGCCUACAUGCCCUGGAAGAGAAACAGAAAUUUGUCUGAUCUGUUCCAGUGGGCUGUGAGCCGGGCAUUAUGCACAGCGCCUGCUUGUAAAUUCUUUCAACGGACUGAUAUUACUGGGGAAAGUGCUUGCAAAACUCUCUGCGGCAAGUAUCCUUUCAGUAAAGCGGAAGAGGCCUGCAGAACCUAUAGCCACGUUGUCCUAAAGGAAGUCCGUUUCUUUGACCUCAAAGUCCUCUAUCCACUCCUUGCUGACCCCUCUCUGAACCUCAAAAUCAUACAUCUGGUCCGUGACCCAAGGGCUGUCCUGAAGUCUCGGGAACAGUCUGUCAAAGCCCUUGCCCGUGACAAUGGAAUAAUUCUGGGCAUAAAUAGCAGCAGAGUGGAUGAUGGUGGCUUUAAAGUCCUGCAGAAAAUUUGUAGAAGCCACGUUCAGAUCUAUGAAACAGCUAGUCAGAAGCCUCCAUUAUUUUUAAAAGAUCGUUAUUUAUUGAUCCGAUUUGAAGACAUCGUACGGGAUCCUUUAAUGGAAAUUACUGCAAUGUAUACAUUUACAGAUCUUCCAUCGACCCAGAAACUUGAGAAUUGGAUCUAUAAUAUUACACACGGACAAGGACCGAGUAAGAAGAAAGAAGCUUUCCAGAUCACUUCUCGAGACGCGCUCAAUGUUUCCCAGGCAUGGAGAAAUGUUCUUUCAUUCCAGAAAGUCCAAAAAGUACAAGAAGUUUGUAGAGGUGCUUUAAAUAUACUCGGUUAUCAAUUUGUAAAUUCUGAGAAAGAGCAGAAAGAUUUGUCUUUAGAUCUAAUAUUACCAAAUCGGAGAAGCCAAUUUCACUGGGCAUUGUUUCGUGAAAACUAAUUCAAAUAUUCCUUUGUUCAUUUAUCAAAUACCGUGAAAAGAUUUGUUGGUUUCAAUACAUCUGAGUUCUAUCAAACCAAGGAAUUGUAUAUUUUGUUGCUUUUUCAAAUUAAUAAUGCAUAACUUCCAGACUAGUUUUCAUCUGUGUAUGGUUAUAAUUUUUAUAUGCUACCAAAUGCCUCCUCGCUUUUUGUUUUUCUAAGCGUUCUUUCAUAUACAGGACUGUAAUAUUACUGAUAAAGAAUCAUGCUUGGUUGGAGGGGUUGAGAAUUUGUCGCUCUGAAAUGUUAAUGCACUCAAACUUCUACACGCCCCAGAGAAUAACAGGAAUAGAAAUCCAGCGAUUGGAAGGAUUUAUUUCAUUAUAUACUAUAUUUUUACAAACUGUAUUUCCUUUAUUUGUGUACCCCAACAUGCCACAGCUCUAAAAUUGUCUCUGCAUUUAUUAUACUCCUAUUUUUUUGAAUAUGGGCAUCCCUGAUUAUUUUUAAUAGUGAGGAUUAGUCCCUAAGGAAAAUUAAAUAGAAAAUGUAAUUGUUUUGCUAUAUAGUUGGAAAUCAAUAUUCUUGGGCAUCUUUUUAUCAUAUUGAAAGUAGCACUAUCCCACACCGGGCAGAUGAAUGUUACAAAUGUGUGCGGUUUAAUAACAGCCACCCGCAAUCUCCCUUCCAGAAAGCCAGGCUCCCGGGCGGGUCUGGCUUGCUGUGCAGAUUCAUAGCUGGGCAAGAGGGUGGGAGUGCAAUUGCCCAAUAGUCACCAAGCCAUUGGCAGUUCUGAAGGACAUGACUGGGAUCUUUAGUUUUGCCCAGAAGGCAGUUAGUCACACUCAAUAAAGCGUGGGCGUGAAAUGUAAGAGUUGAGGUUUAUCUGCUUAAAAAUUGUGAUCGUAGUAAAGUUAACGCCUUGCUGAUUUUGAUUUUGUAGAAAUUUGGCUCACUGUGUUUUAAAAAAGUUGGUAAACAAGAACUUGUCUUUUCAGCAACUACACAAUAGAAAACAGAUACUGAAAAUCUUCACACCUUUUAAGAUAGAUGCAAAACUAACUGGGAGAGAGUACUGUAACCAAUACAUUUAUCACUCAUAGAAUGUUAUUUAGAGAGAAUACUUUCCGUUGAUUAA